This is a messenger RNA of Sceloporus undulatus (fence lizard), 7479 nucleotides long. RefSeq names its product kinetochore scaffold 1 (gene KNL1). The coding region runs from base 127 to 6744 and encodes 2205 amino acids. Gene Ontology annotation, biological process: attachment of spindle microtubules to kinetochore; cell division; protein localization to kinetochore. Lineage: Eukaryota; Metazoa; Chordata; Lepidosauria; Squamata; Phrynosomatidae. The transcript has 25 exons. Gene Ontology annotation, cellular component: nucleus. The record is from RefSeq and is a predicted model, not a curated record.
GUUACUUUGAAUUCGGCGCCGCAAAUGGCCGCCUCAGUCGAGCGGUGGCCUGGGUCUACUUCGGCCGCAGGGCGCGGAGGGUCCGAGGGCCGCCGUUUCGGAGCCAGGUAACUAGAGUCUGUCAAAAUGGAGAGGAUUUAUUGUGAAACAAAUGAGGAAAAAGACUUCACAGAUGGUACAAUUAAAAGAAGAAUUUCCUCAAUUUUGAAAGCUCCCAGAACUCCUCUUCAAGACUUAGGGAGUGGAAAUGAGUUAAUUCAGGACUGCAAUAUAGAGAAGCGUCAGAAAAACUCGAGGCGUGUCAGUUUUGCAGAUACAAUACGGGUCUUCCCACCAGAAUCUCAAGUCACUGUGGAAUUAAAGCAUGCAGAAACAGUAGGAGAGCUGAGAGACCAAGAUCUUUUUAAUGAAAAUGAAGAUCCAGAAGUUGUCUCAUGUGAGAUCACUGGGAUGAACACUUUACUUCAUGCCCCCAUCCAGACAUCUUUGCAGCAAACAGAGUGUUCUGAUGCAAAAACUGAUCAAGAAUGGAACAAAAUGAAUAGAACACUCAUCUUUUCAGAGGAAAAUGAAAUGGACAUGACAUCUGGGCACACAUAUGACAUUGGAAUCUAUCAAGAAACUGACAAGACCAAGAAAAUAAAUUUGAAAUCAUUUUCAGAUGAUUUAAAAUCAGAAAAGGAAGUUUCACAAAUUAAUGAAUUUAGUUUCUUUGGUGGCCCUUCCAAAAUAAAAGGUACUGGUUUAUCUCAACAAAUGAUGAACAUUGAAAAUGCACCGAAAAUUGACUUUGGUGACUUCUUGAAAAGCUUGAAGUCUGUAAAUAAGCUUCCAACUGGAGUUCCAGAAAGAAACAUUUGUUCUUCAGAGGAAAAUGUAUAUUCCCAUUUGCAUGAGGAAAGCUGCAACACAACCUCUGCCUUUGGAGCACUUCAAAAUAAUAGGCAAAACCGUAUACCAUCUAUACUUUCUAAUGAAACUGCUGUCACACUUGCUUCAAAGCAGUUAGCUUCUGGACAAGAAAAUGUGGGCAUGAUUAUUACCAAUAUGGAAAGUGUUUUGCCACCUGAAACUAGCUUACUUAAUGCAAUAAAUUCCAAAGAGAAUCUCUGGAGGGAUUGCUCAGUCAAUUAUAACAAGAACAGUGGUAGUAGAUUAAAAGCUUCUAGGGGUCAACUUGGUGUUCAAGAGGACCAAAGUAUGUGUGCCAAUGAAAUAACUGUGAACCAUAUAGAACAAAUUGCUGAUAAAUAUAUUAAGAUAAAGAAAGAUGACUCAUUGGUUUAUGAAAAUGGUAUAAUGCCUGUGCCCAUUGGUUCUGUCACUUCUAUGCCUAUUCUCCAUGCAGACAAAACUAUUGCUUUUUCUAUCUUUAGUGCAGAUAUGGAACUGACAAAGAAUUGCACAGAUUUAUCCUGGGAGGGAAAUUCCAAGGAAACAGGCUAUCCUGCUCAUGGAGAUUUUGUGAAAGAGAGAAAUAAUGUCUCUAGAUUAAUGGAAGGAACUAUUUUUCAAGAAGAGGAUAUGGACAUCACAAACAAUCAAGUUUCUGCAAACUCUUAUCUAAAGAGUACCCAACAUUCUAUUUUCAAUGAAAGAGCUGUUCCAACUCAAGAAGCUACUUAUAGUAAAAUGGAUCAAAAUCCAGGAAUACAGAGUGGUCCUCAGACAUCCUACCUUCCUAAGAGGAAGGAAUGCAAUCGCCACCUUGGUGAUGAACCAAGCACAGGAUCUGUUUUCUUUCUUAAUAAUAGCAGUUUAAAAAGUCAAGUUACAAAGAAUUCUGGAAGUCAAGCAGAGCAUCAGUUUCUUUCCCUGUCUAGUGACAUUAUGCAACAGGCUCAUACAACACAAGGGGAAAAUAAAAUUAAUAUAAAAAGUGGACUUUCAAAUAAUGCAUUAUCCUCAAUUCCUCAAGAUAAAACUACUACAUUUCAUUUCAGGGAGAGUAUGGAAAUAACUAGACCUACAGCUUAUUUAAGAAAUAAUUCUCUGAGUGCUGCAAAAUUCCAUACUAUGCCUCAGCAAGGAAUGGGAAGUGAUAAUAAAAAUGUAACAGGAUCAAACUGUAAUAAGACUGUUGUAUUUUCCCUAAGUAAAGACCAUGAAAUGGAGAUUAACAAGAGCUAUACAGUGCCAAUAAACUAUGAUAUGCAACAGAGUAAGAGAACUCCUCAAGCACUCUCUCUACUAUCAAUGGAUGAACCUCUUCAUGUGUUUAAUAAUGAUAUGGACGAGACUAAAGCUAUAAAAGGCAUGAUAGAUCAAGUUAUGGAAAGCCAUAGUGACCAAGCUAUACAAAAACAAAGUAAUGAAUCUGAGAGAAGGACACUUACUGGAUCAACCAAAGAUAGGACUGUUGUAUUUUCAUUCAGUGAUGAGAAUGAACUUGAAAUUACACAGAGCCAUACAGUGGCAUUACAACAUGAUGCUGUCACCAAAGACAAAGACAUUCCUAUUUCAUCAGCUCUGCCUUCAAAUAAAACUUCCAUGUUUACAAUUGGUGAGAAUAUGGAGAUAAGUAAGCCUGUUGAAUAUGUAACUGAAAAAUCUCUGAAGAAGUUAGAUGAUUCCUGUCCUAUGCUAGAUCAGAAUACAGGACUUGGUAAGAAAAGAGUAACUGGAUCAGCUAAUGAAAAAACUGGAUCUGCCCUGAUUGAAAGCAGUGACACAAAACUUACAAAGAGCUUUACAGUACCAGUAGAAGGAACUCCUCAAUUACUCCCCCUAAUUUCUGAAGAGAAAACCAGCAUGUCUGUACAUAGUGGUUAUAUGACAAUGAGGAAAUCCACAGUUUUUGUUCCAGCAGAUAAAACUAUGCUGUUUAUGCACAAUAACAACAUGGAAAUAACUAAGCCCAUAACAUAUACAUCUUUGAAAGAUACCAGUGUCAAAGGUUUGCAAAUGGAAAAAGAAGAAACUAGCAAUGUGGUUCUACCAGAAAGAGCCAAGGAAGAGACUACUGUGUAUUUGCAUGAAGACAAUGAAAUUGAGAUUACAAGGAGCCACACCGUGACAGUAAACCAUGAUAUUCUCCAAAAAGUCAAGGUAACCCCUCAAGGACUGGUUUUAGGUUCUGCAGAAAAAAAACAUGCAUUUGCACACCUGAGUGAUGUAACAAUUCAGUCUAAAACAUUUGUUCCUGCAGAUGAAACAUUUAUGUACAAUAGUGAUAUGGAAAUAACAAAACCUCUAUCAAAUGCAUUUCUCAAAAAUAGCUGUUUCACAUCUUUGUCACAGAAAGGAAAAGAGAUUAGGAAGACCACAUUACCAGGCUCAAAUAAAGAUGAUACUAUGGUUUUUUCACAGUGUGAUGCUGAAAUGGAGAUUACAAAGUGCCAUUCAGUGGCAGUUACUCGUGGCAUUGUAUCUCAAUAUGAAAGGAAUCUGCAAGAAUUAUUUUUUAAGGAUAAUAUGAAUACUACAGGAUCUCAUACUAUUAGUAAAGAAAAUGUGUAUAAGAGCUUGAUAAAACCAGGAAAGCAUGCUGAAAGGGAACUCUCUCCAAACAAAAUGGUGGCUGAUGAGACAAGUGUCAAUAAAAGUCAUACUAUAACACUUAAUAACAAAUCAGAUCUGCCUUGUGAACCAACCAUCCAAGCUAAGCUCCCUUUUCCUGUUGGCACAACAUGUACAGUCACAUCUUACCAGGAUAGCAUAAAGGCCAAUAACUUUCCACCUAAAACUACCCAUGGUGGAAACCUAGAGGAAAGCGAGAAAAGAGAAAUGCCAAAUGAAGACCUAAAACAGAGUUUGAAUCAAGUCUUUUUGCAUACAUGUGAUGGGAAAAUACAGGAUGUAGAUGUUACAAAAUAUCACACAGUUUCCAUUUAUGGUUGUAAUAAUGAUGGGCCUGGUGCUGAAAAAGAGAUACUAAACUCCUUCACAAAGUCCACAGAAAAGACAGUUGUUUUUUCAGAUGGUAAUAACAAGGAAAUGACUCAAAACUACACAACAGGAAUUGAAGUUAUGCACAUGAAUGGUAACAAUGAAUGCCAUCCAAAUUCUGAAGCCAGAUUUAGCACUGAAAUUCCUGCUUUGGCUAGUGUGUAUGGGGAAAAACUAGAUAUUGCUAAACCUGAGAAAAAUCCAUCAGACACAUCUAUUUGUCCUGCCAGUGUGAUGCUACCUGUAUGUCUAAAUACUGAACUAGAGCACCAAGACUAUUUGAAAAUUAAAGAGAACCAACUAGAAUUGUGUACACCUAAUAUUAAUAAUUUGGAGAAAGGUCUUACAUUAGAUAUUGUUUCAAAUGAAAGAAAUGAUUUCAUGUUUCCAACCGUGGAUCCAAUAUUAUCUAAAGAAACUACCCUUGGCUUAAACACAGAAAAAAUGUCUAUUUUGGUUAGUGAAAUGGAGAGUCUGAGAAAUGAUCCAAGGAAGUUGUCUCAGUCAAAGCAGGAAGCUAGCCCCUCCGGAGAAACAGAUGUAUUUCCAUUUGAUGAUAAAGUAAGAACGAAAUAUGAGAAAGAAUUGUGUGAAUGGGCUGGUAUUACAAAAGACUGGCAAAAUAACUUGGAAUCCCCUACCAUCAAUACAUUUUCUUCAGAGAAAAAGCCAGUACUUUUAUCUGAACUAUCUGGUGUUUACAACUCCUGCCAAAAGUUCAAAGACACUGAGAAGAAAUCAGGACUUGUUUUACUCACUCAAGAUGUGUCCAAUCUUGAGGAGGCAUUGCCCAAAUUGACAAUGAAGCCAGAUGAUCUCCUGAGUUUGAAAGAAGAUCUUAAAAAAGAAUUGGAUAUUGUUGCCUCUACAGAAUGGACAAAUACUGGUUUUACAGAGGCUGCUUCUGUUAAUGUACCUUUAAAUACUAUGCAUACAGAAGGGCGUAACUUUAAAAAAUUGCCUUUGGGUAUCUUUCCAGCUAAGCUGCCAAAUAAAAGAAAGUCUACGCUUUCCAAUGUAGAAUGUACUAUUGCCAGAUCAGAAGAGAGAAGAGAAACUCAAAAUUCAAACGUUUCUCUGCUUAUUAAAAGAUUCUCUGACAAAAUCACACAAAACUCAAGUCCAUCCUGUUACAUAAAUGAAGAAUUGCUUCCUGCAUAUGUAGAAGAAAUGGAUUCUAAUGAGUCUUUAAGUUAUGACAUGCCAGAAAAGCUUUAUGGUGUAAGGAUAGAUAAAGAAAUUACCGGUGAUGAAGGCUGUCGGUCUGAAGGAUUUGAAACUAAUAAGAGACAAAGGACUUCAAAUCAAGGAGAUGAGGAACUUCAAACAGAAAAGAAGUUCAAGGUAGAUGAGAGCUGGAGCGGUGUUGCAGAUUUAAAGCAGCCUCUUUGCAGCACAGUCAUAGCUCAUAACAAUGGAGAAACUCAAGGUAAAAAUGUUCCGGAACUGAUACCUGUGAAUCUGGAAAAGACACAAAGCAGCAACAGCAGUUCUCUGAAUUCAGUUAAGAUUGAUACAGACUUCAGUAUUCAACGAAACAGUGAGAUGGAAACUCAGUUUCUCGAGGACAGUAUUUGUGAACAAAAUUUGCGGGAGAAAUUACAGGAGGGUACCAUAACAGUCCGUGAAUUUUUCACACUUCUCAAAGUCCACAUUCUGAUACAGCAGCCUCGGCAAAGUCAGCUCCCACCCAAAGUGAGUAUAUGGUUAAAGGUGCAUGCAGGUGACCAGGAUAAACUUCUAGUGAACGUGCAUAAACGUCUAUGGGAAGUAAUGAGAACCUGUUCUGAUGAGGAGCUGAUAGGCUUUGGAGCAGAACUGAACAAAAUGAAAUCCUGUUUCACUAAGAAGAGUAAAGUACUUGCUCACAAAGGAAAAACAAAAUUAUAUGCAAAGUUGGUGCAGAAUGCACAGCUCCAGUGGGAAAAACUGCAGUCACGAUUAGCUAAAAUGGAUGAACUUUUAAAAGAAAUGGAUGGCUGCAUUGAUGAUCUGGAGACAGAAGCUGCUGCAUUGGAAGAGUCAGAGCUGGAUGUCAAUGAUGUCGUGUCAGCAUAUGAGUCCAAAGUGAAGAACACUGAAAGAGAGCUGGAAAACCUCAGAGUUCAAGAGGAGACUCUUCAAAGAGAUCAAUCAAAUCUCAGGGAUAAAAAGCAACAGAUAGUUUCUGAAAUACGUCAGCUUCAGGAAUAUGCAACAAAUUGUCAGGGAGUCACAGAAAAAUACAACUUUUCUGAGUGGGUGAUGAAAAAAUGGAAUGAUCACCAGGCAGUUUUCACUUUCCUUUAUGAUUCUAUUGAACUUGUUGUUGCGCUUGAGAGUCCUGUAGAUGGUGCUGUCUACAGCAACAGGAUUGUUAGUGUGAACUUUGAAUCUCUCUUGGAUGAAGCAAAUGCUUUGCCUUCAUCAAAACUCGUACAUAGGCUCAUCUUCCAGUUUAUUGACAGUCAAAGUUCAUGGCAGGAGAAAUGUUUCACAGUGCAUCACCUUUCUCAGAUGUUGCAUGAGAUAUCUCUUGUGGUGAGUCGCUGUCAGCUUCUGGGAGAAGAAAUAGAGUUUCUGAAUAGAUGGGGUGGAAAAUUUUAUCUGCUCAAAACUGAGGUGAAUGAUACAAAAGUGAAGUUCUUAUUCUCCAGUUCUAUUGCUUGUUCAAAGUUUGAAGUUGAAAUCUUUUUAACUGCCAACUAUCCUGCAUCACCAGUAGCUUUCGCCAUCCAAAAAUGCACAGGCAAACUUGGCCAAGAAGAAAUUUCUGCGGUUUUGUCUAGUGUUCCAGUAGGAACUAACUACUUGAGGCGAAUAGUCAAACAGAUCAGUCAUAAUCUGCUCCAGUGUGCUCCUUCGACGAUCCACUGACAGCAAAGAGUAUCCAUUCGAUAGUACACUCUACCUCUGGAACAUGGAAAAAAUCUUGCAUCACCUGCUGAGCAGGACUAACUCUAUGGCCCAAUCUCUACUUACAGAUAUAGGCAGCAUUAAUAUUUAGCUGUUUGGGGGAAAUUAGUGAAAAAAAGAAUUUCACAUGGUUCCUUUUAAAUGUUCUCAUCUUCAGGGGCUAACUGUGACUGCCUUUAAUUUGUACAGUUUUCAAAGUUCAAAUUCUGCAGUUAAGGGGUGUCUUCUAAGUUGCGUUAAUUUUGCUAUUUAUGUAAAAAUGUUAUUUUCUUGGUGUGGCUCACAAUAUCAAACUAACUGGAAGUACAAAAAUUAAGAGUGCUUUGGGAGAAUUGAAUGGACCUUCCAGUGAUGUUUUAGAUAUAUAAAUUCUUGAUUAUGAGAUAGACUCAAAAUUAGAUUGCAUUCAUGCUUCUCUUGGUUCAAUCCAGCUUCAGAGAAGAUGGUCAUAAUCACUAGAAUGGCAGACGUUUAUUCAGGCUGGUGGAAUUGUUUUUUGCCUCUGUAAAAUUUGUUUUACUUUAGUGACACACCCAGAAUUUCUCCAUUUUCUGGUCUGUGGUUACUGAAAAUUGCUGUAUGUAUGUAAAGUAUAUUAUUUUAAAACUUUUUUUUCAAUUUUGCAUGUCGAUUUUUUUAAAGGUUUUGGUUCCUCUUGUGGAAGAGGAAAGGUGUAAUAAACAUGUUUAAAAUAAA